AAGCUUUGAAGGAAGAAUGGCAUCUUCAUUCUCAGCUCUAAAGCAAUUGCCAUAUGAAAAGUCCUCAACUCUUUACCUUUUAUCAACAAUUGGCAUCAUUAGCAUCUUUCUUUUUCUUAAACUCACAAGAACAAGAAGAAACAAAUCCAAUAAUCUUCCACCAUCUCCACCAAAGCUUCCCUUAAUUGGAAACCUUCAUCAAGUAGGAAGAUUGCCACACCGCUCCUUCCAUGAGCUCUCAAAGAAGCAUGGCUCUCUCAUGUUCCUUCAAUUAGGGCAAAUUCCAACCUUAGUUAUUUCUUCAGCCGACACGGCCAAAGAAAUAACCAAAAAUCAUGAUAUUAUUUUCUCAAACAGACCUCAGGUAACAGCGGCAAAAAUCUUUGUAUAUGGAUGCAAAGAUGUGGCGUUUUCGCCCUACAGCGAAGAAUGGAGACAGAAAAGAAAAAUUUGUGUUCUUGAACUUUUAAGUCUGAAGAGAGUAAAAUCAUUUCAAUCCAUUAGACAGGAAGAGGUAGUCGAAUUGGUUAAUUCGAUUCGUGAAUCUUGUGCUACAAGUAAAGUAGGGAGUGUGAUCAAUCUUAGUGAGAUGAUGAUUGCAGCAUCCAACAAUAUAGUAUCAAGAUGUGUUCUUGGACAAAAAUAUGAUGCCCCAAAAGAUGGAAGAAGCAACAACUUUGGAGAUCUUGGAAGGAAAUUGAUGAAACAUUUUGCUGAUUUUUGUGUUGGUGAUUUUUACCCUAAUUUGGGUUGGGUUGAUGUUCUUAGAGGGCUUAUUCCUGAAUUCAAGACCACCUUUGCUGGAUUAGAGGCAUGUUUUGAUGAGCUGAUUGAAGAACAUAAGAGGAUGAAGAAAAAUAAUGAAGAACCAUUAUCUAUUAAAAAAGAUUUUGUUGAGAUAUUGCUUCAAGUUCAAGAAGAUAGUGUUCUUGAUUUUCAGCUCACUGGAGAAGACAUCAAAGCAAUCCUAGCGGACAUGUUUGUUGGAGGAAGUGAUACUACUUCAACAACUCUAGAAUGGACUUUUGCUGAGCUCCUCAAGAACCCAAAUGUCAUGAAGAAAGCCCAAGAAGAGGUAAGAAGAGUUGUGGGGAGCAAAUCAAAAGUGGAAGAAAAUGAUGUGAAUCAAAUGAACUAUUUGCAUUGUGUGAUCAAAGAAAGUCUUAGAUUACAUCCACCUCUCCCUCUUUUAAUUCCUCGAGAAACAUUAUCAGCUGUGGAAGUAAAAGGGUACGAUAUUCCUCCAAAAACAAGGGUAUUUUUUAAUGUAUGGGGAAUUCAAAGGGACCCUGAGUUAUGGGAAAAUCCUGAAGAAUUUCUUCCUGAGAGAUUUGAAAAUAUCCAAGUUGAUUUCAAAGGACAAGAUUUCCAAUUCCUCCCAUUUGGUACUGGAAGAAGGGGAUGUCCUGGAAUUUCAUUUGGACUGACUUCUGCUGAAUAUAUUCUUGCUAAUCUUCUAUAUUGGUUUGAUUGGAAGCUAUGUGAUAAGAAUGGUCAACUAUUACAUGACGUAGACAUGAGUGAACUUUGUGGGCUCACUGUCACUAAAAAAGUACCACUUCAUCUUCAACCCAUACCAUGCUACUCUGUUAUUUAG
This is a messenger RNA of Arachis stenosperma, 1597 nucleotides long. RefSeq names its product cytochrome P450 71A1-like. Gene Ontology annotation, molecular function: heme binding; oxidoreductase activity, acting on paired donors, with incorporation or reduction of molecular oxygen; monooxygenase activity. The record is from RefSeq and is a predicted model, not a curated record. NCBI's taxonomy places the organism in Eukaryota, Viridiplantae, Streptophyta, Magnoliopsida, Fabales, Fabaceae. The transcript is spliced from 2 exons. The coding region runs from base 17 to 1597 and encodes 526 amino acids.